UCCAUGUGAUGUCACCAGUGUUGUGGCAACACCAACUGUCAUUGGGGCAUUGGUGCAGUGUCUCUCGUGGUUCACCGACAGACAUGCUGACUAGAAUGAACAGGAUUCUUGGGAGACAGGAUGGCGAGCACAGGGAGAUCAGAGGGAGGCAGAAGGAAGAUGACCUUCAGUCUCCAUGUCACACAUCAAGAAACAAAUGGUUCUGGAGAAAGCACAGGACUGCUAGGAAGGCAUCAUCCACACCCUUCUUCCUCACUGAGCAGGAGCAGCAGCUGAACCAGGAACAUCAAAGACUUGAGGAAAAUCUUCAGUCCCUGCUGAAGCAGAAGGAGCUGUUCACUCGGCAAAGGGACUUGGCAGUAAAGCUGCAGCAUCACUUCACUGUGUCCCAGAUGAGGUUUGAAACCCUCCAGCAGGAACUGGAGCAGACCACAGCCCAGGAAGAGAGUCUCCUGCAGAUGGAGCUGCUGGUGCAGAAACACUAUGUUCCAGGAAAACUGAGAAGGUGGGAAGAAGCCAGAGACACCUUGAAGGCAUGACAUUCUACACUCCAGGUUCACAGCCUCCUCAGAAAAUACCACCUAUUUUCAGCUAUGAACUCACUAGUGAGGCAAAUAUCAACCUACCAUCAGGCCAUCCAGCCACAAUCUUAUCUACAUCCAUUGACUCACUAUUCCCAGACAAAAGAUUGUAUCAGAAAUAGUCUGAGAUUAAGAGGACACAACACAAAUUACUAAGACCCCUGACAUCCAUCAGCAUGUGUCCCCAGUGAGGGGCAAAACAACAUGGAGAGGACAUGUGGGUGAGCAAGUGUUCUUCUGUUGACUAUCAAGGACUUUGACAAGCUGACUCCAUAUGUUAUGGAAAUCUGACAAGGAAGACUGUGUUAACAUCACACUGCCAUCCAGACAGACCACACCAAAACCAUAAGAUUCUCUCUACUGCAGUGCUGAAGCUGAUGCCAUGUCAUGUGCUAGUGUUGCUGAAGAUAAUUCACUGUAGAGAAUAAGCCAGAUGCUUACCUCAUUUGCUCUUCCAUAAUGAAAUUCCAAAGGAUCCUGAAAUUUGCUUAAUUUUUUUUUUGUUAUAUGUUGGGAUAUUUAUGCUUUGGAUUUUGGUUUCUUCUUUUUGGUUUAAGGUUUUGUUAAUUGUUGUUAUUUCUUUUAUUCUUGUCACUGUUUUAAAAGUUUGCUAAGGCUAUACAUUGUAUAUAAGGACUGCUGUUUUGAAUGCCCCCAUUUAGUAAAAUGAAUGUACUUUUAUGAAUAAAAUCCAAUUUCAAAUUUCACUCUGAGACACUUCUUUAGUCAAAUGAAGUUUCACGCUCUGUAAUCCCAUAACU
Molecule: messenger RNA, 1342 nt
Organism: Peromyscus maniculatus bairdii (prairie deer mouse)
Lineage: Eukaryota; Metazoa; Chordata; Mammalia; Rodentia; Cricetidae
Source: RefSeq, a predicted model, not a curated record